UUGAAUGUGGUUUUAAUUUUUAAAAUCUAAAAUAUCGUUCAGUGUGAUCUAAACGUUUUGAAUUCAGACCUAAAUUUUCUUCAGUGUUGUCUUUUUUUUUUACCAGUCUCGGGUAAAGUAGACUGUUAUUCACUUAUUGCUAAGUGUUACUGUUAAUAACACUAACUUGUAUUUGUAACUGUAAUAAUAGUGUUACUAAUAAUAUAGCACUGCCAUUAUUAAUAUUAGGGUUUGACUUCAGUAAAAUUGCCAAGACUGGAGGAGUUAAAACGUUCAAUGCCUGUAACGGAGAGACUAGUAAUGACAGAAAAAACAGAACCAAUCUCUCCUGAAUGGGUUAAACCUGCAGAAGUAUUAAGAUUAAGGAAAAAAUUAAAACGGCAGUCCUUGUCCUCGGUUCUUCAAACUGUUGAUUUGAAUUUAUCUGCGCAGCAAACGUUCGUACGUAGAAUUCCAGUUCCGAAAGUAAAGGCUGUAAACCCAUUUAGACGACAUAGCCCAAAGAAGCGAUCAUUGAGUGAGGUAUCUCAAGACAGUGGAGUAGAAGAUCCUGGAAUAUUCAAUAGUAUUGCAAAAAAAGACAAGAAAGAUGAGGUCAGUGUUUUUGAAGCGAGGGUUGUGCAUCCUAUCUUACCAGCCUUAUUGGAUGAUAAUGCCAAUUUUGGAAGUAGCACAGCAUCAGAAAAACAAGCUACUUCAUUUUCAUUUGACCAAAACUGUUUGAAGUUUCUUUAUAAUGAUAAAGGAAAGAGGCAACUGCCGGUUGACUGGAGUUUGAAAACUAAAGUUCGCUUUAUCUCAACCAAACCAUUUCCUUGGAAGGGCAGUUUAAAAACAUCUGAAGAAGCAAGUGGUACAACAGGAUUUGUUAGGUGUUUGAACACAAACAAAUCCCUGGAAAAGCAGGAAUGCAGUUUAGACACCAGUCCAAGAGCUAAAUUUCAUCAGCACUGCUUGUUGUGGAUGCACCCUUUCUUUCCUUGGCUCCAGCUUUUUCCCCGUAUACAUUCGGAAAGAUGGAGUCAAGGAGCAUUUUGUAUUGACUCCAAUCUUCAGGAACAGCUACACGAGGAUUGGUGCAAUAGUUUCAAGUCACUUUUUCAACUUACAAAAGCUCGACAGUGCCCAUAUUUCUACCUGUGUGCUCCCACAUUCACCGUCUUGUUUCAUUCAGCGGGUGUUGCUGGUAUUCAAGAAUUCCAUGCAGUACUGACACCGACUACAAGAGGUUUACGGCAAGCACUGACAGAUGAAGGUAUAGAAUACACUAUGCCAUUAAAAGAGAAUGACAACAGCAGUGAUACACUUGAUGGAGAGAAUCCCCAGUUAAACUGUACUACCGGAACACCUACAAGUCAAGAAGAAACCGAAGGACUUGUGGAAAAUAAAGAUUCUGAACUUAAAGAUCCAGAAAGUGAUGAAGAACCUGUGACCUGGUUAGAAAGUCUUGGGCUUAGCCAACAAGAUUUUCCUGCUCUGAAUGCUCAUAAAAUAAAACUACAAAAGGAAAAGCAUAAAAAAAUUGACAGACGACCUCAAUCCCUCGUCUGCGUGAGAGGGCCAGAAGUUCAAGCUCUUUUCAACUUUUUGUUAAAUAGUAGGUCCUGUAUUACCAACAGUGGUCCAUUAGCUGGUAUACCUCCAACUCUUCUUGCCCCCGUAGGAUUCUUCGGAGCAACUCUUCGAAGCCUUAAGGUCAGACAGAGCUGGAUCAAACAAGGUACAAGUGACCUUCAGAUGAUUGAAAUUUCUGGUCCUAUUCUACCCAGUGCUUUACAUGGCCUCUGUUCCCUCCUGCAAUCCACUCAGGAAGAAUUCUCAGCACACCUAGCAACUCACGAACUAACGAUACCUUUCAAUGGGGCUUUUUCAAGCUCCUCUAGGUCUGGGUCUUCUGGGCCACCACCGGUGUUUGCUACUGAAAGUUUAAGUGACUGUGGACUACCUUCUGAUUUUCUAGAACUGAUAUGUUCUGAAAACCAUCUCGCUGAUGUGGUUGGUGUGAAUGUUGUGAAGUUUGGAAAGGGGCUUUAUACGUGGAAUACCUGAUACUGCUGUCGUUUAUUAAAGCAAGAGGCUGAUGUUGUUGAGGUUCACUGUUAUAAAACACUCUCCAUGCAAUGUACAAAUAUAUAUAUAUACAUAAAUAACUAAAAAUAAACGGUUUCGUUUUAAAGACAAUUUCCAGAUAUUUUGUGAAUGGAAAAAAUAAAAAGACAAUGUAUUUAACAUAAGCUAUGAAACUGUCUUUUAGGUUUGUGUGUUAGUAUCCCUGUCUUCAGGUUUGUGUGUUAGUAUCCCUGUCUUCUAGGUUUGUGUGUUAGUAUAACUAUUCCAGGUUUGUGUGUUAGUAUCCCUGUCUUCAGGUUUGUGUGUUAGUAUCCCUGUCUUCUAGGUUUGUGUGUUAGUAUCCCUGUCUUCAGGUUUGUGUGUUAGUAUCCCUGUCUUCAGGUUUGUGUGUUAGUAUCCCUGUCUUUUAGGUUUGUGUGUUAGUAUAACUAUUCCAGGUUUGUGUGUUAGUAUCCCUGUCUUCUAGGUUUGUGUGUUAGUAUCCCUGUCUUCUCGGUUUGUGUGUUAGUAUCCCUGUCUUCAGGUUUGUGUGUUAGUAUCCCUGUCUUCAGGUUUGUGUGUUAGUAUCCCUGUCUUCAGGUUUGUGUGUUAGUAUCCCUGUCUUCAGGUUUGUGUGUUAGUAUCCCUGUCUUCUCGGUUUGUGUGUUAGUAUCCCUGUCUUCAGGUUUGUGUGUUAGUAUCCCGAAAACACUUUACUAUUUUAUGAUUUUCACUUUCUAACUUCAUUCUUGUAAAGUUUAUCAUAAUAUAAAACGUAAGUAUUUUAAAAGAUGUAUCAUUAAAUGUUGCCAAGGGUUAAAAGAUGUAUCAUUAAAUGUUGCCCAGGGUUAAAAGAUGUAUCAUUAAAUCUUGCCAAGGGUUAUUCUCAAUUUUUAUCUGUAGACAGUAGAUUUCCAAAAUCAGUGUUGAUUUAUUCAGCCAUUUUUGUUUUAAUAGUAUAAUAUUUUAGAUAAAGACUUUCUUUUUCUUUGCAGUCUUCCACACCAACUAAAAAUGUAGUUAAAUGUGGUACGGUUUUGGAUUUGCAUCUCUGUAAACUGUAUAAAGCAUGUGUGUGUUUAUUAAUUAAUAACCAGCUCUGAAAAUUAUAAUAAUAAUAAAAAAACGAUUAAAAUUUUCCAUCUUUUUGCAGUUCCUCACAAAAAUCUGAUGUUUUUUUUGAAGUUUGCAUGAGAAGUGGAUUAGAAUGUUUUAUUUGUAUAUUCUGUUACUCUUUCGGAGACUUUUUAAAAUUUAGAAAUAACUGCUCUGAAUCCAAUGUAAGCAUGACUGUAUAUUAUUCACUUGUACAGAAAACUUCACAUGUAUUGUCUGUCGUAUAACUUUUGACUUCAUUCUGUGUGUGUUGAUUGGUAAUGGAAAAUUUUUGUGUCUCUUUCUUUUAACGAACUACUUUUUUAUAAAUUAUAAUUUGUAUAAUUAAUUACAUAAUAAAAGCAUGCAAGUUGGACACAUCCUUUUAGGUGAAAUAUUUUUGUGUUUGUAUGAAUAAAAGAACUGACUGCUGUAAGCAAAAGUUCAAUGUUAAAUGAUGAUUUUGAGAUUUUUUAAUAACUUGUAAGCUAUUCCUAAUCCAACUCCAAUAUGUGAAAAGGGUUUAGGAACUUUUCAAUAAAUAUUUUUUCUUCUUAAAAUUGAUGUAUGCUAAAUCGUGUAACAUAGAAAUUGUAAAACAACUUUAUGUCAAUAAAUCCAUGUUU
This is a messenger RNA of Limulus polyphemus (Atlantic horseshoe crab), 3770 nucleotides long. RefSeq names its product protein downstream neighbor of Son-like (gene hd). The transcript is spliced from 13 exons. The record is from RefSeq and is a predicted model, not a curated record. Gene Ontology annotation, cellular component: nucleus. Gene Ontology annotation, biological process: nuclear DNA replication. Bases 277 to 2049 code for a protein of 590 amino acids. Lineage: Eukaryota; Metazoa; Arthropoda; Merostomata; Xiphosura; Limulidae.